Molecule: messenger RNA, 3003 nt
Organism: Rhizoctonia solani
Lineage: Eukaryota; Fungi; Basidiomycota; Agaricomycetes; Cantharellales; Ceratobasidiaceae
Exons: 4
Coding region: 1-3003 (1000 amino acids)
Molecular function (GO): protein binding
Source: RefSeq, a predicted model, not a curated record
AUGCAAAUAUGGAACUCCUGGCUGACGGCCACAGGAGGUAACUUGGGCGACAUUGAGGAAGCGAUCAAAUGUUACUCUCGUGCACUCGAGCGCACCCCCGACGGCCACCCAGACCUGCCAGACCGCCAUGCUGAUCUAGGAGUGUCAUACGGUAAUCGAUAUCGACGGACAGGAGACGUUGCCGACUUGGAGAAAGCGCUCGAACACAGGUCUCGUGCACUCGAGCUCACCCCCGACGGCCACCCAGACCUGCCACGCCGCCAUGCCAAUCUAGGGGUGUCAUACACCGACCGAUAUCAACGGACGGGAGACGUUGCCGACUUGGAGAAAGCGCUCGAAUGCGACUCUCGUGCACUCGAGCUCACCCCCGACGGCCACCCAGACCUGCCACGCCGCCAUGCCAAUCUAGGGGUGUCAUACACCGAUCGAUAUCGACGGACGGGAGACGUUGCCGAUUUGGAGAAAGCGCUCGAAUGCUACUCUCGUGCACUCGAGCUCACCCCCGACGGCCACCCAGACCUGCCACGCCGCCAUGCCAAUCUAGGGGUGUCAUACACCGAUCGAUAUCAACGGACGGGAGACGUUGCCGAUUUGGAGAAAGCGCUCGAAUGCGACUCUCGUGCACUCGAGCUCACCCCCGACGGCCACCCAGACCUGCCAGACCGCCAUGCCAAUCUAGGGGUGUCAUACGGUAAUCAAUAUCAACGGACGGGAGACGCUGCCGACUUGGAGAAAGCGCUCGAAUGCGACUCUCGUGCACUCGAGCUCACCCCCGACGGCCACCCAGACCUGCCAGACCGCCAUGCUGAUCUAGGAAAAGCGCUCGAAUGCUACUCUCGUGCACUCGAGCUCACCCCCGACGGCCACCCAGACCUGCCACGCCGCCAUGCCAAUCUAGGGGUGUCAUACACCGACCGAUAUCAACGGACGGGAGACGUUGCCGAUUUGGAGAAAGCGCUCGAAUGCGACUCUCGUGCACUCGAGCUCACCCCCGACGGCCACCCAGACCUGCCAGACCGCCAUGCUGAUCUAGGAGUGUCAUACGGUAAUCAAUAUCAACGGACGGGAGACGUUGCCGACUUGGAGAAAGCGCUCGAAUGCGACUCUCGUGCACUCGAGCUCACCCCCGACGGCCACCCAGACCUGCCAGACCGCCAUGCCAAUCUAGGGGUGUCAUACACCGAUCGAUAUCAACGGACGGGAGACGUUGCCGACUUGGAGAAAGCGCUCGAACACAGGUCUCGUGCACUCGAGCUCACCCCCAACAGCCACCCAGAUUUGCCUUGGCGACACUACCAAAUGGCUAUAUCCAAUCUCGACCAAUAUCAGCAUACAGGCGAUCCAUCACAGCUUGACGCUUGCCUGACUUCCUUUCGCCAGUCCUCCAAGCUAUCAACCGCGGUACCACGUAAGGUGUUCGAUAAUGCCUUUCAAUGGGCGAACCUUUCAUCCCAGCACGCUUACCUCUGCCCCACUGAGGCUUUCUGUGCUGCCAUGAACCUCCUCCCUCACUUCAUUUGGCUAGGCGCCACCACCACUCAGCGUUAUCAAGAUUUGAUUCUAACCGAGAACCUGGCCAUAAGAGCGGGCGCUGCUGCUAUUCGGUCAUCAGAGUAUAGUACGAGCCUCGAGUGGCUGGAACAUGGCCGGUGUAUUGUUUGGAGUCAGGCUCUUCUGCUUCGGUCCCCUCUCGACAACCUUGAAGCAUCCGAUCCAGUACUUGCCACUCGGCUUCAGAAGGUUUCCAAACAGCUCCAUCAUGCGGAUUCCGGCUAUCCUACUUCGGAAUCGGUCGUAUACCCUCCAGAGCAUCGACACCGUCUAGCGAGGGAAUAUAGUGGUUUGUUGACACAGGCACGCGCGUUGCCCGGCUUUGAGGAUUUUCUGCAACCCACAAAAGCUGCCGGUUUGACACGGGCCGCUCGGCAUGGACCUGUAGUUGUGAUUAAUUGUCACCAGAACGACUGUGAUGCGCUAGUGAUUAUGCCCGGACAAGAUCAUAUCGGCCACGUCUCUCUCCCUAAUUACACGCAAUCUAAAGCACAGCAUGGCUGGUCAGAGAUAGAACAACUGCUGUGCAACAAGUCACUUCGAGAGCGUGGGUUCAAGCCCAAGGGCGGCCGAGUACGAGAGCCCGACCCAGACAUCGGAUCGGUACUUGCAGAUCUCUGGAAUGACGUAGUCAAACCAGUGCUUGCACACCUGGGAUAUCUGGCCGACCAUACCACCGACCCACUCCCACAUAUCACAUGGUGCCCCACCGGCGCACUUUCCUUCUUGCCGCUACACGCAGCUGGCGACUAUGACCAGCCCCGAUCAAGAGUGUUCGAUUACGUUGUAUCGUCCUAUACCCCGACGCUUACUGCUCUGCUCGCUUCUGGGCCAACCGUGGCGAAUCGAGCUCCUCGUGUGCUUGCUGUUGGACAAAUGGCUACGGCUGGCUACAGCCAGCUACCAGGCACAGCCAGGGAACUCGCAUCUAUCAGGACUCAUACGCAGGAUCGAGCCGAGUACUCGCAGCUCACCGGCAGCAAAGCGACUGCGGCGGCUGUACUUGAUGCGAUGGAGGAGCACGACUGGGUACAUCUUGCUUGCCAUGCUCAUCAGAACGUGACCGACCCGACCAAGAGCGGGUUCUUCCUGCAUGACGGGAGGCUGGACCUUGCUGCAAUCAACCAACGAUCUUUCAGGAACAAGGGACUGGCGUUCCUAUCGGCCUGCCAAACGGCGACAGGGGACGAGAAGCUGCCGGACGAAGCAAUCCACCUUGCGUCGGGGAUGCUGAUGGCGGGGUAUCGGAGUGUGAUAGCGACGAAGUGGUCUGUGGUGGACGAAGACGCACCAGUUGUGGCAGAUGCGGUGUAUGGGCAGCUAAUGAAGGAUGGGGAUAUAGGAAAUGGACAGGCAGGGAGGGCGUUGCACAAUGCUGUGGCGGUACUGCGAGAGAAGGUGGGAGAGAGGAACAUUGCGCGAUGGGCGUCAUAUAUCCAUAUAGGGUCGUAG